AUGCCUCGCAAACAGUUUAUCCUCGACCUAGAGGCCGCCAGUGCCUCUGACGCCUUUCCACAUAUUCAUAGCAUCAGACAAGGAGAUGACAACGAGUCGUUAUGUUUUUAUUUUUCCCACCCAGGGGAUCCUCUGGCAACCUACGAUUUUCAAGUUGCCGUGUCAGAUCUCACUGAAUACCCACAUACGCAUCAAUAUCUGAUCUUUUCGACCUCAAGUACUGUCCCGUCGGCUGUCAUUGGCAUCCUCGAGGUAGUUCAAGCUGCCGCUGAUGGAUGCUCAGUUUCCGACUUACUCAAUACCUUACAUGAUGCGCUGGAGAAGAUCUUUUUGUCUGACAGCAAUGAAGACACAUACCAGGAUCAAAGUGGGGUUGAUUAUUCUACUGAUGAUGAUGCCAUGUCCGCGAACUUUGAAGUAGAAUCUGAGAAUGAGGCUCACUGGGAUGAUGGAUUCUUUGACGAGGAUCAACAGUUCUUUGGGCCAGUGCAGAAAGCCAUUGGCAAAUCCUCGAGCCUCAGACCCGAUCUGCGAGCUACUAAAGCAGCCGGUUUCAAAGUGGGUUAUCUGGGCGAUCUAGAUGGUUCGUUCAUACUUUCAAUCUCCUGCCGCAUCUCGAAAUUGGGCAUUUCAGAGGAAGCAAUGCAGGCAUGGGAUGUACAAAGCAGUCAAUACUUAGUCCUAUUGCUUCGCUUCCCCCACGGGUAUGCCAACGCAAACUACUUGCUAGAAGCAGCAAACAAGACGUCGUUGGUACAGAUGCAUGUUAGUCUAUGUGCUUCUUAUAAGCCAAGCAUUAUCGAAGCAUUCCAGGCAUUUGCACACACAUCCACCGUUAAUUUACCGCCGUCGGAGCCUAUGUCAGAGUCCGAUAACUUGGGAAAGCUACUUCCGUUGUUCUUGGAGAUACCCCUAGGUUCGCUUCUCAAUGAACGAUUCAUCACAAUCCUCAAGCUGCGACAUCGCUAUUCCCUUUCAUGGUCUGGUGCAGAAUCUUUAUUCAACAACAGUCAGGGUCUAAUAGCAGUUGAUCAACAAAAUCCUCAAGAGAAUCAUGCGUUGUAUCGUUGCAAGGAUGAAUGGAGUGAGAGUGUUCCGCACUUGGUUCAAGAUGAUCAUUUUACUAGUGCAAAGGAUACCAAGUCUUUGUCUUUCCCACUGUUGGCUAUGCAAUUUACUCUUCGUCAUUUUGUCAAGUGCACCGAGUUCUGUCUCGUCUGCCAUUGCAGAAUUGAUGCCAACUUUGAGGCGCUAAAACCCUAUGUUUGCUCCAAACCUCUGUGCCUUUAUCAAUAUAUGGCUCUUGGGAUGGGCCCCAGCCUAGAAUGGGAGAUCACUCGACAACCCCUCGUGAUUGACCUGCUUAUCAGCUUUGCUUAUGCAAGUGCGUCUGCAGAGAGCAUGGAAGAACUACCUAUCGGCCUCGGAAUGAUGGUUCCUCCAGUCCAUAAUCCGAAUUGUUUACAAUCCGGCUCUUUGCAUCGGUCAAACCAACAGCUUACGAUAGAUGACCACGAACAGAAAAUGGCCAUCAAAGAAGGCGAUUGGAUAUUGAUAGACGUUUCCAGUGCAGGCCAGUACUGCUAUUGCCGAGUACAGAGCACAGACAAAUGGCCCGUUGUCGACAUUCUGGAACCAGUCACACAAUAUACAUCUGAUGUAGCAACGCCCAGGGCUAGCGAAUCUGUCCUUGUCAAGUUCGCUCUGCUUGACAUGAAUUUCGAUGACAUUGAAAGGGCGGAUCAGAAACAAACAGUCAUAGUGGCUCUUCUACAAUCACUACCGGACGUCUUGUCAAUGAAGUCGUGGCUUGAGUCGAUGUCCUCCGGAUCUAGGGGCUUAGCAGCGUGGAAGAAUGUGCCUCCAGCAGCUCUCGAUCUCCUACGAUGGAUUGUAGCGUCCAAGAGAUCUUGCAUCAUGCAGGAUGUUGAUACUGCUGAACAAGGAGAGGGCACGCCAUGCCAUAAUUUGGUAACUGGCAUGAAUGGCUACUUACAGUUUCGGUUCGCUCAAGGAUCGCCCGAUAAAGAAGAAAAAUUCGUGUCUGCUGUUAGUGACAAUUGCUCAAACUCCAAACAUCCAACCAUCUUUGCCUGGCAUGGCAGUCGUCUCUCGAAUUGGCAUUCGAUUAUCAGAGAAGGAUUACAUUUCAAAAAGACCACCAACGGUCGAGCGUAUGGGAAUGGUGUUUAUAUGGCUCAGCAAUUCAGCUAUUCUCUGGGUUAUUCAGGGCGGGGAUUCUCAGGGAUACCAGGGAUGCGAACAUGCUCAAAUUGGCCGAAGAGUGUCUUGGACAUGAAUGUUGCAGUGUCAUUGAAUGAGGUAGUCAACAGACCAGAUGAUUUUGUUCACGGUUCAAGAGGCAUCUAUGUUGUGAAUCGCAUAGAGUGGAUCCAGACUCAAUAUCUUUUUGUUGGCCGCCAUACGCCAGCAGGAAACUUCAACAGUCAACCUACAACGCCGAGUGAAGCUACGGCUCAGGGUGAUGAUGCUUACUAUGUUCAGGAUCCCAAACACACCGCCCAUGGGAGUGACGGGAGACACAUCAAGAUUCCGUUGACUGUUUUCAGCCGACGUCGGCGCAAUCUAGCGCUUGAAACUAUCGAGCAGAAGGAACAACCCAAGACCAAAGGCAAGACCAAAAAGGGGAAAGGAAAAGCCAGUAGCAGAAAGAGGAAGAUUGGGACCCCUGAAGUUAUUCCAAGCGAUGGUCUUGAGUAUGACGAUGACGAUCUUGCAAGCGUGGCGACUCUAGCAGAAGACCUUGCAGCUCUGAUCUCAGAUGCAGAAGGCGAGAAUGAGUCAGAAACAGAACAAGCAAUCAAAAAGUUGAAAUCGUCGUCAUCAAUGACGGGGAAGGUGACGACCAAGGCGAAGAAUAAAGCGGUAACGCCUUUUGAGCCCGGUACACUUGCCGAGUCAUCGAUAACACUUCUUAAACCGCCAGUGUAUGCAAGCAGUUCGGCCACAAAGGCUCUGCAACAACGACUUCUUCAGGCACUCAAGGUGCAGGAGCAGACGCCUCCAGAUGAACUGGGAUGGUACAUUGACCCUCAACUCAUCAACAAUCCUUACCAAUGGAUCGUGGAACUCCAUUCCUUUGAACUCUCGCACCCUCUGGGUAAAGACUUCCAAAAGGCGGGUUUGCAAAGCAUAAUCCUCGAAAUGCGCUUUCCUCAAGAUUUCCCUAUGUCUCCUCCCUUUGUACGCAUUAUUCGUCCUCGGCUACUUGAGUUCAACGCCGGAGGCGGUGGGCAUGUCACUAUGGGAGGAGCACUGUGCAUGGAACUGCUUACUGGCUCGGGGUGGCUGCCAACCUUUUCGAUUGAGAACGUACUACUAUCAAUUCGACUUGCGCUGUGCUCUAUAGAUCCCAAGCCAGCACGUUUGGCGGCUGGUGGGGGCAAGUUUGGUUCUUCGGCGCGCGGCGGUGAUUAUUCGGUUCAGGAGGCUGUGGAUGCUUAUACCAGGGCUUGUAGGACGCAUGGAUGGGAGGUCCCUAAAAACUUCGGGGCCAUGGCGUGGUAG
This is a messenger RNA of Talaromyces marneffei, 3528 nucleotides long. RefSeq lists its product as uncharacterized. NCBI's taxonomy places the organism in Eukaryota, Fungi, Ascomycota, Eurotiomycetes, Eurotiales, Trichocomaceae. Bases 1 to 3528 code for a protein of 1175 amino acids. The record is from RefSeq and is a predicted model, not a curated record. The transcript is spliced from 2 exons. Gene Ontology annotation, molecular function: NAD+ poly-ADP-ribosyltransferase activity.